AUGCCCUUUGUUAGAAGAGAUAUCUCAAUAAAGACAUCCUGGUGUGUGGUGCUUAGACUCGUCCAACGUUGGACUACUGACCAUCCAACUCACCGUUGGACUCCUCAGGACUUGCGGCUCCUGAGGGUCCCCUCCCUGACCUUGGUGAAGCAACUGGCUGAUUGGGGUCGGGAUCCAGUGCGACAACAGACCUUCCAGCGAUUGAACCGCACCUGCAAAGUGGUGGUGUCGGAGGCAACGACAAGGGUUGGGCAUUGUGGAUGA
This is a messenger RNA of Durusdinium trenchii, 264 nucleotides long. NCBI's taxonomy places the organism in Eukaryota, Dinophyceae, Suessiales, Symbiodiniaceae. The record is from the annotation of a GenBank genome assembly.